Penicillium angulare is the source of this 1392-nucleotide messenger RNA. RefSeq names its product fungal specific transcription factor domain-containing protein. Gene Ontology annotation, molecular function: transcription cis-regulatory region binding; DNA-binding transcription factor activity. The record is from RefSeq and is a predicted model, not a curated record. Lineage: Eukaryota; Fungi; Ascomycota; Eurotiomycetes; Eurotiales; Aspergillaceae. The transcript has 3 exons. Gene Ontology annotation, cellular component: nucleus. Bases 1 to 1392 code for a protein of 463 amino acids. Gene Ontology annotation, biological process: positive regulation of transcription by RNA polymerase II.
AUGCAGCUGCAGUGGGGAGGACGGGCAUUUUCACGAUCGCGAUUUGGCGCCUGCGUAGACAAGGGAGGCAUGCAAAGACUAGAAUAUUCCCCAGGGGAAUUCAUCUACACUACCAAGUCCAAGUCCAACCUCUCGGAGUCAGGUUCAACAGAUCUCGCCCUCACACAAGCCGUCGAUCCCUUCUCUUCCCUAUCGCCCGACCAGAAAGCGCUACUUCACCAUUUCAUUAAUGAUGCAUCUCAGAUCACAGCGUGCCAUUCCGGGAUGCAGCAGGAUAUCUGUCGGAUGCUUGUCCCCAUGGCUCUACAAACUCCCUCAUUACUCUACGCCACUACAGCACUAUCAGCUAUACAUUUCCAGGCUCUACAUAAUCAGUCUGAGAGUGUGAAAACAGCACCGGAUAUAGCGCGGUACAUGGCUCUAAGCUUAGAACAUUUCCGCAAGGAACUACAAGAUCCAUCGGUCAAGGGCUCUGAGGCGUUGGUGGCGACUGCGCGGACACUCUGUCUAGCCGAGAUUCAUUCUGGGGCUAUCAAUCCACAUUCUUGGAGAGCGCAUAUAGAAGGCGCGCGGGCACUGAUGAAAACCACAGAUAGAGAAGAAAACUCGCCUGCGUCAGGGCAUGGAUUCCGUCGAUACUUGGAUCGUUGGUAUUGGUCUAUUGUAUCAUUGACCGCGUUAACGGGCAAUGGCCCGCCAAUCGGCGAUAAUAUAGACUUUGUAUCCUCAGGUCUAGCAAGUCAAAGAGAGUCACCAGAUUACCUGGAUGACUACUGGGGAUUUACGGUGGAUCUUGCCGCUGUGUUUCGACAGAUUGGCGCUGCUGCCUGGCGCAAUCAUGAGGCAGAGGCGGCGCAGGGGUUCGUCGAGGGGGAGAUUGGAAAUAACGCUGAGGAUGAUGCUGCGUUACUAGAGAUGUCUAUACGACAGCUUAUGGACCGCGGUGCGAAUUCAAAGCCCUCGUUAUAUCCCGAUGUUGCCGCAGGGUUAACAGAGGAAAGUGUCAACCAGCUUGCGCUCUGCAAUGAAGCAUUUCAACACAGUGCGCUUAUACAGAUCCAUCGCCGACUUCGCAGAACACCAACUACGUCGUUUGAAGUGCAACAUUCGGUCAAGCGUAUAUUGGAUUGUACAGCGUCAAUUGGCCCGUCAUCUGGUCUCAGCCCGUGGGUAAUGCUUACGACGCCGCUAUUUAUUGCUGGUUGUGAAGCGCGCGGUGAAGAUCGCGACACGGUGCGAAGGUUACUCGCAUCUUUACAUGAAACCGUUCGAAUUCCCAAUGUGCUUCAGUCUUUGAAGUUUCUCGAGCAGUAUUGGGCCAAUCAACUUAGUGAAGAUGAGAACUGGAACCAUUUCCUUGACCGCAUGAGAUUUGAUUUCAUUCCUUACUAG